GGUAGGCAGCGGCCCUUCCCCCGCGGAGCAGACAUGGACACCAGCCGCGUGCAGCCCAUCAAGCUGGCCAGGGUGACUAAGGUACUGGGCCGGACCGGUUCCCAGGGGCAGUGCACGCAGGUGCGUGUGGAGUUCAUGGAUGAUACGAGCCGCUCCAUCAUCCGCAACGUCAAGGGGCCGGUGCGGGAGGGCGACGUUCUCACUCUGCUGGAGUCGGAGCGUGAGGCGCGGCGGCUGCGCUGAGCCGGUGAUGAAUUCUGGUAGCGCAUACUCGGAGCGGCUGGUGGG
Molecule: messenger RNA, 288 nt
Organism: Indicator indicator
Lineage: Eukaryota; Metazoa; Chordata; Aves; Piciformes; Indicatoridae
Gene: RPS28
Product: ribosomal protein S28
Exons: 4
Coding region: 34-243 (69 amino acids)
Biological process (GO): maturation of SSU-rRNA; translation; ribosomal small subunit assembly
Cellular component (GO): ribosome; cytosolic small ribosomal subunit
Molecular function (GO): structural constituent of ribosome
Source: RefSeq, a predicted model, not a curated record